UUUCGUAGGCUGGGUAGGGCACCACCACCGAUUAUCCCAUUAAUUCCCUUUCUCUCUCAAUCUUAUUUUCUCUAGUCUGAGACAGCCACCACCGAUUUUUUGGCGACAGUCGGCACAGAACAACUCACUCUCUCGCACUCUCACACUCACAGUCGGCAGACUCGGCACUCUCCGGCGGCAUUCUCUCCCUGCCUCUCCUCCUCCGGCAUUUACACUCACAAGGGCAUCUCUCGGUCUCUCUAUCUCUUCUCUAUCGCAUAUACUCUCAGCCCCUGCUGUGUUCCUUCCUCUCUGUCUCCUCCCUCCGGCGACUGCCCAAACGAACGGAACAGCCCAGCCCAGCCUCUUCCUCUCUGUCUCUUCUCUGUCUCUCUCAUCAUCUCCUCAUCUCCUCCUCUGCUCUUCCUCUCUGUUUCGCGGACGGAACAGAACGGACCGAGCAAACGCGACUCGGCGGCAGCACUGCCCAGCCCACUCCGGCGACUGCUUCACGGACACAGUGCCUUCCCUUCCCACUCCGGCGAUUGCUUCACGGACACAGUGCCUUCCCUUCCCACUCCGGCGACCGCUUCACGGAGAGUUGAAAGCUCAGUAUUGAAGGAAGAUGCCACAUAGAGCACGACCUAUGACAGCACUUUUGGUGUUCACUGGAGUCAAUGCUGUACUAGUUUCAUCCAUUGAAUCCGUCUAUGACUUUGUUUGCUUUCUGCCAUAUUGGGAAAGAAGGAGGGAAAGGCGUUGUCUAGAGCGUGAAUCUGCUUUACGGAAGAAUUCUGGAUUAAAAUAGAAUGGUUACUAAACCCCAAGAGGUAGCUCAAGUGGUAAAGGCGAACUUGAGGAUCUUACCCAUCCCAGGUUCGAUUCCCCACGAGCGUCUAAAUACCUCUUGGGGCCACUGGGGCAGUCUCAAGGUCGAAUACCGGUUAAAUAUGCCGGUUGCAAGUGCCAGGGCCUCGAGGGAUUAGUGGGGGUAGGGCCCCUAAUACCCUCGGUUAUCAAAAAAAAAAAAAAAAAAUAGAAUGGUUGCUAGUUAAAAUUUCUAAAUAUCGGGUUCUUGCAAGUUUUUCUAUUAUUUAGUGAAGUUAUAUUACAUAUUAAUUUAUAGAAUUCGGAGAAAUGAGCAAAACCUCACUAGUAAUUUUUCGCAUGGUUUGAUACAUUGUACAUCUUUUGCACUGAAAUAACAGUGAAACAAUACUAUCAUGAUUUUGCAGAGUA
Molecule: messenger RNA, 1218 nt
Organism: Humulus lupulus (European hop)
Lineage: Eukaryota; Viridiplantae; Streptophyta; Magnoliopsida; Rosales; Cannabaceae
Exons: 4
Coding region: 605-787 (60 amino acids)
Source: RefSeq, a predicted model, not a curated record